Fusarium tjaetaba is the source of this 387-nucleotide messenger RNA. RefSeq lists its product as uncharacterized. Bases 1 to 387 code for a protein of 128 amino acids. The transcript has a single exon. The record is from RefSeq and is a predicted model, not a curated record. Lineage: Eukaryota; Fungi; Ascomycota; Sordariomycetes; Hypocreales; Nectriaceae.
AUGGAACCAUCCCCCGAGAUGUACGCGAUACUCCUCCCUCUCAGUAUCAUCAUCUCCUUCAAUCUAACCAUCGGCAUCAUCAUGUGCUACUUCAUCCGUCGCAGACGUGUUCCCGACGAAGAAGCAACCGAGCUCAUAGAGACCAAGCCAAGUCUCGAGCGAGGCAUGCUCGUCGAAAUCAUCUCCAUCUAUCGUGACGGCAUCGAAAUCUACACAAGACACAAAUCACCCGCCAGUCCACGUCUGUACUACCAUCCCUCCCUCAAGGACCCCGAGCAGGCUCACAUGUACCUCCGCGACAUCCCAAUACCUCCCAAACGACCAAUAGACGAUUUACGACAAGAAUUAGCUGCAGGAAUUCGUUGGCUAUAUCGAUCUCAACAAUAA